Symphalangus syndactylus (siamang) is the source of this 1140-nucleotide messenger RNA. RefSeq lists its product as uncharacterized. The record is from RefSeq and is a predicted model, not a curated record. NCBI's taxonomy places the organism in Eukaryota, Metazoa, Chordata, Mammalia, Primates, Hylobatidae.
AUGUGGAGCACUCUGCUCUUCCUGACCCAGGGUCCCACCCCCUUACCAGGUGACCCCACAGCUUGUGCCUCCUUGUAUCAGAGUCCGUGCUCUGUUCAAAUGCCAAAUGAUAUUUAUUACUUUAGAAGAGAGAGGGAACUGGCACUGAAGAAAACCUUACAGGUGGCCGAGUCGAAGCCCCUUGUUAUUCAGGCAGACGUCAUGCAGAGGGAGCUAGAGAGCUGCCUAGGAAGGGAGUACACCCCUGAAAAUUUACCUUUGCUUCUAUUGCAGGACAAUACCACAUUGACUAGGACAGUUCCAGCCCUUAAAAAGCUAUUGGCUGUGGCCAGGGACCAGAGUCCUGCAUUGCCCAUUGUCCAAUGUCAGAAAACAGUUGCCUUGUAUAUUGUGUCCGAUUUUCUAGUUGUUUAUGAUAGAAGGAAACAAGUUGGCUACAUUAUGCAGGAGUACAAUGACUCCUUUCAGAGAGCUGAAAGAUUGUCUGUUGCUCGAGAAAACUUCCUCAUGGGAAAAAACAAUCCUCCUAACUUAGUGACACAGGAAGAUCUGACUAUUUACACAAAGUGGUUAGUGUGCCACCUGCACUCUCUCGGGACUGUUCACCAGUACCUGCAGGCCCUCCAGUAUUUGCCCAUCUCCAAAGUGCUGAGUGUAGCUUUCAAGCAAGUCGCUGAAGUUGGUCAGAAAAAUGAAAAUGUCUGUGUCAAUGGCAUUGACCCUGACAUUCAGGGUUCUGCAUCUCCUGACCCUGUGGAUACCAGCAUUUCUGGGCCAAUGAGAACAGAAGCUGCUUUUGUCCUCCCCCAACAUGCAACAGAAACAGGAGAACUGAAACCUCAGCUGAAGCUCCUGCUCUCCCAUUUCAAUAUCCCAUAUGACGUAGAAGAGCUAUGGGACUCUGCUAAGGAAAUGGAACUUUUUUCCUUGAUCAAGCCAAAAUGUGAUCCGUGGCAAAAGAAGCUUUUGACUAAAUUAAAAGAACGGAGAAGAACAGAUGCAUUAUUGCAACUUCAAGCAAAGUUUUUGAAGGAACCACCAUACUCUUUUCCACAGCAUUUGCACCGUUUUACAAUACCACCAACAGUGUACAAACGUUCCAAUUUUGCCACAUCUUCACCAACACUGGUUAUUUUAUGA